This is a messenger RNA of Rotaria sp. Silwood1, 3855 nucleotides long. The record is from the annotation of a GenBank genome assembly. Lineage: Eukaryota; Metazoa; Rotifera; Eurotatoria; Philodinida; Philodinidae.
AUGUCCUCUGAACAAGCAUCGUGUUUGGAUGAUCACAGGAUCACUAGUGAUUUAUCGAAUAUUGAAACAAGUUCCCGUAUACGACUUCAACUUCAUUAUAAAGAUCAUCGACAAGAUUUGAAAGUAGAGAAGUAUGUUUCAUUUUCAUUGACAGAUACUAUUCGUGAUGUUAUAAAAAAGUUUUUGGAAACUGCUGGCCUUGACCAUGUUUCUCCUAGUGACGUUUCACUAGUUGAGUUAGGUAUUGGUAACCAACGUUCGCGCCCGUCCUCAUUAAGUGAAUACUUGACAUUGGACGAACUUAACAUUAAAGAAGGACAUGAUCUCUAUUUUGAACCAUCCAUUAUGGCCGCAACAUCAAGACUCUUUCAUUUAACGAUCUGGGGACCUAGUCCUAUUACCAGAGUAGAAUAUGAAUGGGAUAGAACUACAACAACAUUGAAAAUGUUACUUGAAUAUGUUAUAAAAGUAUUUUCGUUAGAAACGAUCGAAAGCCAACGCAUUCAUCUUUUUCAACAACUUGAAGAACUUGAUCUAUCAUCAAACGCUGAUAAACUAUUAAUUGACUUGGGAAUCAAAGAUCGAUCGCUGAUCGAAGUCGAAAUCAUUCCACCAAUCUCAUUUUCAGACUCGUAUGUAAAUACUAUUACUCCGGCGAGAAAGUUAUCGUUUUUGAAUAAACAAAUAAGCUCUGGCGAUGUACUAUAUGCUGAUUCAAAUCGUUGUAUAGAACUUGAAUUGCAAUACACUGAUCGCAAACAAGAUUUUAAAAAAAUAGUGAAAACUCAGUUUUCGCCAGCAACUAUAAUUCGCGACGUUAUUAAACAGUUAUUGAAAACUUUAGGUCUUAACCAUAUUCUUCCUAAUGAUGUUUCACUAGUUGAGUUAGGUAUUGGUAAUCAACGCUAUUCUGUAUCGUCAUUAAGCAUAUACACGACAUUGAAUCAACUCAACAUUAACCAGGGAGAUGUUCUAUACUUCGAACCAUCAAAUGAUGUUGUACCACCAAGAUCCUUUCGUUUAACUAUAUCGGGACCUAAUUUUGACAAAGCAGAGUAUCAAUGGAACAAGGAUAAAACAACAUUAAAAAUGCUACUGGAAUAUAUUAUCAAAAUAUUUUCGUUAGAAUCGAUCGAACACCAACGCAUUCAUCUUUUUCAGCAUUUUGACGAGCUGGAUCUGUCAUCAAAUCCUGACAAACUAUUAAUUGAUUCAGGAAUCACAGAUCAGUCAUUGAUCAACGUCGAAAUCAUUCCACCAAUUUCAUCUUCAGUCUCGCGUACAAAUACCAUGACUUCAGAGAGACAGUUAGCGUUUUCUGAUAAACAAAGAAACAGCUUUGGUUCAUCAAACACUGAGUCAAAUGAAUACAUAGAACUUCAACUUCACUAUAAGAACCAUCGACAAGAUUUGGAUAUGAAAAGAUGUGCUGUAUUUUCAUUGACAGACACUAUUCACAUCGUUAUAGAAAGAUUUUUGAAGAUUGCUGAUCUUGACCAUAUUUGUCCUGAUGAUAUUUCAUUGGUUGCAUUAUCUAUUGACAAUCAACAUUCUGCUGCACCACCAUCAAAUACAAACAUGACAUUACAACAGCUUAACAUUAAACAGGGACAUGUUCUUUAUUUUGAACCAUCAGCUACUGUUACAUCACCAAGGCUCUAUCAAUUAACGCUAUGGGGACCCGAUUCUCUUGACAAAGCAGAAUAUGAAUGGGACAAGGCUAAGACAACAUUAAACAUGUUACUUGAAUAUGUCAUAAAAAUAUUUUCCUUAGAAUCAAUUGCGAAGGAACGAAUUCAUCUCGUAACACUUCUUGAAAGCGAACUCAAUAUCAUGUCAGAUUCUGACAAACUAUUGAGCGAAUUAAAUAUCACUGAUCAAGAAAGUAUUUUUGUUCAGAUCGUUCCAUCACGUUCAUCGUCGACGGUUCAUGUCGAAUGCGCUCACAUUAGUGGAACACAACUGCUCGACAUAUCGCAUACAACUACGAUUGAUGAGGUGAUACAUCAAAUCGAGCAAAGAUUCAAAGAUCAUUCUCCUCUUAAUGUUAAGCUGUUUGACCGUAUGCACAACAAAAUAGACUUGAAUAUAUCAAAUCAAACGCUUUCCAAUCUUGGUAUAAAUCCUGGUGAAACCAUUUAUGCUAGUGUUCGUCUGGCCCAUUCUAAUAAUCAAUCAUCUACUGUAGAUGCUCGAAUUAAUAGGGCAUUAAGAUCUUCGUCGUUAAUUGCAAAAAAUCAACCAGGUGACGUUUUAGUUAAUGUUAAAUUCUCGGAAUUCGAUCGUACUACCAUUGAAAUUUCAGUAAACGAUACUGUGGAUGAUUUAAUAAAAAAGAUAAAAGCUCUCAAGAAAAAUCGAACAUUAUCUAUUGUUGUCAUGUCAUCUGGAUCGAUUCUUAUUGAUGAUAAAAAACUGGAUCAUCGUUUAGGUGAUAUUGGAAUCAAGCCCGGUGAUGCAAUUGAUGUUAUUGCAAUAGAUAAGACGCCAACCUAUUAUUCAAGCACGAGCAGUUAUGUUACUACGUCCUCCACACCGAGUAGACUAUUAGAAACGCGGCGAUCUUUUUCAAUGCCUAUUGGUUUAUAUAAUCUUGGAAACACAUGCUAUAUGAACAGCGCACUGCAAUGUCUUGCUCAUGCAAAACCAUUAACUGAAUUCUUUUUAGAUGGUCUUACUCAAGAUGCUUCAGAUGAUGAUAAAUACUUAGAUGCUGAAUGGAAUCAGUUUUAUACAAUCGGUACAGUGACUGGAGCAUAUGCUGAUCUAUUGCGAAAUUUAUACUUACCCAAUAAAACUAUGAAUUAUUGUCAUGCAUUUCGGCCCACUCACAUUAGGGAAAUAAUUGGUGUUCAGGCUCCCCGUUUUGCUACUUCGGACCAGCAAGAUGCUCAAGAAUUUAUGACUUUUCUUCUCGAUGAAAUACAUAGAGAAUUAAAAGAAAAAAAUGGCAAUGAAUCAAAUACCAUUAUUGAAGAACUAUUUUUUGGCAAAAUACAAUCGACUAUUACUUGUCUUGAAUGUAAACAUGAAGAAAAAACGACUAACCCUAUCAGUUUCUUGCCAUUACCACUCGUUCAACAGGGUCGUAGAUUUCUGAUCAAAUUUAUUUCUAGAUAUGGUAAUAAUGAGUUGGCAUAUGUGUAUGUAUCCGAGACUGGUCAAGUUAAAAAUCUUAUACAAGCCUUUGCUGAAUCUGAUUCAUCUCGUACCUUGUUCGGUACUAUCAUGGUUAUGGCGAAUGAUGAACAACUUGACUUAGAAAUGCCACUGAAUCAGUUAUCGACUAGAGAAGUAAUACUUAUCGAAAAAGAUGAUUUUGCAAGUGGUACACAGUUUAAUCGACUCAAUAGACAUACGAAAAAAUUAACUCUUGAAGAUUGUCUUCGAGAAUUUUGUUCACUUGAACCUCUUGAAGAUUCGUGGUCAUGUCAACAAGAAACAUGUAAAAAAAAUACGAAAGCAACUAAACAACUUCAAAUUUGCAGCCUUCCACCUAUACUCAUUAUUCAAUUCAAACGAUUUUCACAUGAAGAUGGCUUACGAGAAAAAUUAGAAACAUUUGUCGACUAUCCUAUAAAUGGACUCAAUUUAACUAGUUUUCUUUCAUCAUCAUCAGAAGAUAUCAUUUACGAUUUAUUUGCUGUUAGUAAGCACACUGGAUCAAUAUAUGGAGGUCAUUAUACAGCAUGUGCUCGACACGAAUCGAACGGUAAAAGUGAAUGGUACGAAUUCAAUGAUACAAUUACAUCCUCGUUUUGUUUCGAUAGUGACAUUGUUUCCAAAGAUGCUUAUCUUCUUUUCUACAUCAAAAGAGAAAAUCCGAGGCAAUCAACACAAAUAACAACAUCUUAA